This is a messenger RNA of Oryzias latipes (Japanese medaka), 1944 nucleotides long. RefSeq names its product tubulin, gamma 1 (gene tubg1). Lineage: Eukaryota; Metazoa; Chordata; Actinopteri; Beloniformes; Adrianichthyidae. Gene Ontology annotation, molecular function: GTP binding. Gene Ontology annotation, cellular component: microtubule; gamma-tubulin complex. Gene Ontology annotation, biological process: microtubule nucleation; cytoplasmic microtubule organization. The record is from RefSeq and is a predicted model, not a curated record.
AUGCCGCGGGAAAUUAUAACUCUUCAGCUUGGACAAUGUGGCAAUCAAAUCGGGUUCGAGUUCUGGAAGCAGCUGUGUGCUGAGCAUGGGAUCAGUCCUGAGGGAAUCGUGGAGGAGUUUGCAACUGAAGGAACCGACAGAAAGGAUGUCUUCUUCUAUCAGGCUGAUGAUGAGCACUACAUCCCUCGCGCUGUACUGUUGGAUCUGGAGCCUCGCGUCAUCCACUCCAUUCUCAAUUCUCCUUAUGCAAACCUGUACAACCCCGAGAACAUCUACCUCUCUGAGCACGGCGGAGGUGCUGGUAACAACUGGGCCAGUGGGUAUUCCCAGGGAAAGAAAAUUCAAGAAGACAUCUUUGAUAUAAUUGAUCGAGAGGCAGAUGGCAGCGACAGUCUGGAGGGGUUCGUUCUGUGUCAUUCCAUUGCUGGGGGCACUGGCUCCGGCCUGGGAUCCUACCUGCUAGAAAAGCUCAAUGACAGGUACCCGAAGAAGCUGGUCCAGACGUACUCGGUCUUCCCCAACCAGGAUGAGAUGAGUGACGUGGUCGUUCAGCCGUACAACUCGCUGCUCACGCUGAAGAGGCUCACCCAGAACGCAGACUGCGUGGUGGUGCUGGAUAACACAGCCCUGAAUCGCAUCGCCACAGACAGGCUGCACAUCCAGAACCCCUCAUUCUCCCAGAUCAAUCAGCUGGUUUCCACCAUCAUGUCUGCAAGCACAACAACGCUGCGCUACCCGGGCUACAUGAACAACGACCUGAUCGGUCUGAUCGCCUCACUCAUCCCCACGCCUCGGCUCCACUUCCUCAUGACCGGGUACACCCCGCUCACUACCGACCAGUCGGUUGCUAGCGUGAGGAAAACAACGGUGCUGGAUGUGAUGAGAAGGCUUCUGCAACCCAAGAACGUGAUGGUGUCCACGGGCAGAGAGAGGCAGCCGAGCCACUGCUACAUCGCCAUACUGAACAUCAUCCAGGGAGAGGUGGACCCCACGCAGGUCCACAAAAGCCUUCAAAGGAUCCGGGAGCGAAAACUUGCCAACUUCAUCCCCUGGGGUCCAGCCAGCAUCCAGGUGGCCUUGUCCAGGAAAUCUCCAUACCUGCCCUCAGCUCACAGAGUCAGCGGGCUCAUGAUGGCCAACCACACUAGCAUCUCAUCCUUGUUCGAGCGGACGUGCCGGCAGUACGACAAGCUGCGUAAGCGCGAGGCCUUCCUGGAGCAGUUCCGCAAAGAGGACAUUUUCAAGGACAACUUUGACGAGCUGGACAACUCACGCGAAGUGGUGCAGCAGCUGGUGGACGAGUACAGCGCAGCCACCAGACCCGACUACAUUUCAUGGGGCACACAGGAACAGUGAACGCUCGGCGUCUGCAUUGCUUUCAGCCUACAUGUUGAACUUACUCCUUAUUAGCUCCCCUCAGUAUUUUCCUCACAUAGCUGCCAUUCUCAGAGGUAUUUAUUGGCCUCUUAAAGCAUGCCGUGAUGGUUUUCUCUGAAAAACAAACCAAUGGAUUAACGUUUAAACCAACCAAAGUGGUUUUUGGAACCGUGUCAUUUCAAGGAAGUGCAUUUAUAAAAGUUGUCCAUCAAGUGGCUGUACUUCAUUACUGAAAAACUAUUCUAUGAAAGCAUCUAUAAAUAUAUGAACACUGUUCUUCCCCGGUGGCCUCAUUAGUCUUCUUUUUGUUAAAUAAACUGCUGCCUUUUCCUGCUUAUGUUUGGUUGUAGAUGAGAUAUGAGGGAGUACUCAUCCUUCCGACACAUUUUACUGGCCGUCUGCUCAUGUUGUCAUGUUGACCAACAGGAAUGUCAAAUGGAAGUUCACAUCUUAACAUUUGUAUUUACAAAUGCCUGUAAAUAUGCAACCAAGCAUAGCUGUUUAUCAUUUUCCUGUUGCUUUGCUUGUUGGACCUGUUUGAAAUGAAUAAAGUCGUUUUGUAUGAAA